Messenger RNA from Ostreobium quekettii, 303 nucleotides. The record is from the annotation of a GenBank genome assembly. Lineage: Eukaryota; Viridiplantae; Chlorophyta; Ulvophyceae; Bryopsidales; Ostreobiaceae.
AUGUUCAUCAGGGCGGUGCUGGUGGACGAGUCUAUAAGUGCAAUCCAGGGCCCCACCCCCAACCCCCCACUCUCUUCCCCCCCCGUCGAUGCAAGUUCUCAAUGUGGGAGUUCACAGGCAGAGGGAGCCCUGGCAAGGGUGGCCACGGCUUUGUCUUAUUUGGGGUCACGGGCCAUUCUGGCACUCGGUGGCCCCCUCCGGCCUUGUUGGGGGGGCCAUGGGGACCAAACACUGUCUUCCAAAGAUGUUGAUUGUCCUCUCGCUGCCUGCCCAACCCUGUCCUCCUGUCCUGUCUGUUUGUGA